AUGAGGCUCGGGACGGAACUUCCCAUCCACAACGCCGUCUCAACACUAUCCAAGCGCCAUUCGAGAGCCAAGCUCAGCCCUCGGACACCACCAACUUCGAACUGCCGCCUUGGGCACUUGAGCACAUGCGGGAGGCAGUGCUCUCAAAAGCGCAGCUCCUUCAACCUCCGGCGCGACGCCAAGUUCUACACCAGCCAAUAG
Sporothrix schenckii 1099-18 is the source of this 201-nucleotide messenger RNA. RefSeq lists its product as uncharacterized. The coding region runs from base 1 to 201 and encodes 66 amino acids. The record is from RefSeq and is a predicted model, not a curated record. Lineage: Eukaryota; Fungi; Ascomycota; Sordariomycetes; Ophiostomatales; Ophiostomataceae. The transcript has a single exon.